Molecule: messenger RNA, 2860 nt
Organism: Chironomus riparius
Lineage: Eukaryota; Metazoa; Arthropoda; Insecta; Diptera; Chironomidae
Source: the annotation of a GenBank genome assembly
CAAGAAAAUAAACGUGCGUGAAAUAAACAAAAUAGUUUAAUUAAUUUCACGAUGAAUAAGAAAGAGCCAUUGGUAAUAACAACCGAGAAGACAAAUAAGAAGAUAUUCUUUGGUGAAAACGGUGAAGUUGUUGAUAAACCUAUCGAAAAUAAUGCAGAAAAGCAAAUUAAAAAGUCUAAGAAGUUUAAUGCUGGAAAUAAUACAGCAAAUGACAUAGGAAAGAAAUGGUAUCAGCUGUAUGAUGAGUACAAUACUAAGGAACCGAUGGAAAUCAAGGAAUCUGAGUUCAAAACAUUCGAAGAACAUUGCAAAAAGUGUUUUACAGAAGAAGUUGAGAAUUUACAGAAAAAAAACCCAUCGGAUGCAAAAUGGUUGCAGACAGCACUCCAAAAAGGUACAUCAAGAGAUCGAGCAAAUGCCGGUGCACUUUUAGUCCAGUCUAAUCCACUUCCAAACUUGUCAUCCCUUGAUUUGUUAAUUACGUUAACCAAGUUUUCUAAUAAGAACAGCUCAGAUAUUCUCGAACCAGUCACAAAUCUUUUCAAGUUUCUACUACCGUCGCAUAGAAAGCUAGUUCCUUUAGAACAAAGAGGAAAUGAUUGGAAAAACUUGAAAAAGAUGACGAUCGACGUGUCUACAAGAAAUGACAUUUAUGCACAUUGGUAUUUUGAGAAUGAGCUUAAAAGCCGUUACAAUACUUAUCUACUAAAUCUUCAAGGAUCGCUACAAAAUGGAAAGGAAAUUAACAAGACUAAAGCAAUUAUUUCAGCUUCAAAUCUGCUUAAAACAUGUCCAGAACGAGAAGCUUAUUUGCUGACAAUUUUAGUCAAUAAAUUUGGUGAUCCAGACAAGAAAAUUGCAUCAAAAUGCACUUAUAAUCUUCGUCAAAUUCUUUUAACACAUCCAAAUAUGGCUCAUGUUAUGAUUUUAGAAACUGAAAAGCUGAUUUUUCGUAAAAACAUUAACGAUUUAGCUCAGCAUUAUGGAAUUGGAUUUUUGUCAUUAAUUGCACCGAUUGCUAAUGCUCAAUCGUGUCAGAAACUAAUCAAUAUCUGCUUUUGCUUCUUUAAAAUCAAAAUCGAAAAGGGCGACAUUAAUUCAAAGACAAUGCAAGCAAUCUUGAACUGCUUACGUAUUGCGAUCCAAAACAUUAAUGAUUUUAAUGAGGAAAAGAAUAAGAUCGAAAUAACGACACCAGAUGUAGUUAAUACAAUUUAUCGUUUAAUCUAUUUGUCAAAUAUAUCAAUUUCGUUCCAAGCACUUAGUUUAUUGCUUCAAUUAGUUCUGGUUCAGAAUGAAAGUCAUGAUAGAUUCUAUAAUGCAUUGUAUAGGAAAAUGAUUGAUCCUGAAAUCUUUAAUGCAAGCAACAAAAUCACAUCAUUGUACUUCCACAUAAUUCAUCGUUCAAUUCAUCAAGAUUCGAAUGUUUCACGAUGCAAGGCAUUCAUUAAGCGUUUAUUGCAAAUGACAUUAUCAUUAAAUCCAGCUAAAGCAUGCGGUGCAUUAAUUGUCAUCAGUAAGUUGUUAAAAUCAAGACCAGAAUUGAAAAGUUUUUAUCUUAAAGCUGUGACUGUUAAGGAAGAGACAGCAAUUGAGAAAAUAGCAACAAAGAAAUUAGAGGAAAUGGACAGUGACGAAGACGAGCAAUAUAAGGAUGUAGAGAUUGAUGGUAAAGUUAUUGUGCCAGAAAUAGAAAAAGUUCAGUCUUCAUGGAUUCACGUAAAAAAUUCAACAAAACAAAAGGAACAAACAUCCAGUCAAAUUAAAAAUCCAACAAAAUAUGAUCCUUUUAAGAGAUCUGCUGCUUUUAGUGGCGCUGAAUUUACACUUUACUAUGAAUUAAUCCUUAUGUCAAAGUUUUUCCAUCCAACAGUUCAACUUUUCGUGGAAAAUCUUAUGAAAAGUCAGAAAAUUAAUUAUUUUGGAGAUCCACUUAAAGAUUUCAGUCUGUCUCAUUUCCUUGAAAGAUUUGCAUUUAAGAAUCCAAAGAAAGUUGAUCCAAAAGAGUCAGCAUUUCAUCAUGCUUAUAAGCCGAAAGGUUCUCGUGGACUUUCAGUACAUUCACUUACAGAUCAAGCAUGUACAGAAGAUGAAAGAUUCAUUUUUGAUUUUAUUCAACGUAAACGAGAAAUUAAAGCAAAACAUGUGAAAUUAAGUGCUGAAAACGAGGAAGCAAGUGAUGUAGAAUCAAUCGACGACGAUGAAUUCGAUAGCUAUCUUGAUACAUUAGGUGCUAAAGCUGAUUAUGAUAAGAGUGAAGAGGAUUUCGACUAUUUAUCUGAGAUCCAGAAUGAAAGUGGUAAAAAAGAAGUUAAAGGUAGGAAAAAGUCUAAAGAAACAGAUUCUGUGGACGAUGACGACGAUAAUUGGGACGAUGAUUUUGACGAGGAUGGUAGUGAAAUGGAUAGUGCUAACGACACAGAUUUAGAAGACGAAAGUGGAACUGACCAAUCAAUCGAUGGCAGUGAAAUGAACGACGAUCUUUCAGACGGCUCUGAUUCUAAUGAUGAAUUAGACGAAAUGCCAGCAAAAUCAAGUAAAAAAAUCACUAAGAAUAAGUCAAAGAAGGAAGAGAAAGGCAUGAAUAAUUUGUUUGUGGCUGUUGAUGACUUUUCGGAAAUGAUUGAGAAGAAUUCAUCAAAACAUGGAACUUUGGGUGAAAUAUUCAAUAAAGACAAGUCGUCACAGGCACAGCUUAAUUGGGAAGAAAAGCGUCACAACACUGCUGGUGGUUUCAAGAGGAAAAAUUCAUUUGGAAAAGCUAAAUUUCCAUUUAAAAAGAAGAAAACGAAGCAUUAAAAUUAUAUUGAAAUAUAACGGUUAAAUAAAAUUUGAAAUAAAAAUAUAUUAAGCAUGGAAG